This is a messenger RNA of Labrus bergylta (ballan wrasse), 1595 nucleotides long. NCBI's taxonomy places the organism in Eukaryota, Metazoa, Chordata, Actinopteri, Labriformes, Labridae. The record is from RefSeq and is a predicted model, not a curated record.
CCAAAGACAUCCCACAUUUAUUGAGAUACUCAAACGACCGUACAGCAAUAUUGGAUGUGAUGGUGCAGACCUACGGGCGACAGUCUGUGGAUGAGACCAGAGAGAUUUUAAAGAAGUUGCACAGAGUUGAUCUCAUGCAGAUGUUUUCAGAGACUAGCUCAGAACCCAAAGUGGAUGAGCAUCAACCUCCAGUCUUUGAAAAAACGGUAAAGGAAGAUGUGGAACAUGUUCUUUCGGAAACACUGAGUGGUUUGAAACUUGAGGAGUUUGAGAAAUUUAAGUGGGUGCUGCAGCUCACAUACUUCCAGAGGAGUUUUACACGAAUCCAGUGGCACGACAUGGAGUGGGCAACAACUCCAGAUGAACUGGUGUAUCUGAUGGUGAGGAACCAGCAGCCUGUGGAGGUGACCAAAGAGGUUUUAUUGGACAUGAACAGGACUGAUCUAGUUGAGAGGCUGAUGGGGACAGACUCAGGACUUCAAGAAGAACACUCUAUGGAUGAAGAGCCGCUUUCACUGACCCAGAGGGUGGAAAAGAUGACAUCUGUUUUAGAACUGCUUGUGGAAAUUAUAGCUUGCCUAACAGAAAACCAGUAUAAGAUAUUCAAGCAGUUGAUCAGAAAUGAAGGCUACAAUACAUAUAAAUCAUACAACCCUCGUUUGCUGGGGCAGACAAACCAUCAGGACACUGCGUGUGUUACUGUUUUGACUUUUGGUCAAAACUCUGUUGUGAAGACAAUGAAGAUUUUAAAGAAGAUGAACAGAACUGAUCUGGUGCAGAAGUUGUUGGAGACCAGCUCAAGUUUCAAAAAGAAACGCUCAGAUGAACCACGCUCUGUCCUGUUGGAGAAAGCAGCAACAAUGGCAGCUGUUAAAGAGCUGCUUUUGGAAAUCCUGCAUUCUUUAAAUAAUGGGGAGCUCAGGAAAUUCAAGAAGUUUUUGCUGUCGGCCUUUCAAGAGGACUCCAAAGACAUCCCACAUUUAUUGAGAUACUCAAACGACCGUACAGCAAUAUUGGAUGUGAUGGUGCAGACCUACGGGCGACAGUCUGUGGAUGAGACCAGAGAGAUUUUAAAGAAGUUGCACAGAGUUGAUCUCAUGCAGAUGUUUUCAGAGACUAGCUCAGAACCCAAAGUGGAUGAGCAUCAACCUCCAGUCUUUGAAAAAACGGUAAAGGAAGAUGUGGAACAUGUUCUUUCGGAAACAUUGAGUGGUUUGAAACUUGAGGAGUUUGAGAAAUUUAAGUGGGUGCUGCAGCUCACAUACUUCCAGAGGAGUUUUACACGAAUCCAGUGGCACGACAUGGAGUGGGCAACAACUCCAGAUGAACUGGUGUAUCUGAUGGUGAGGAACCAGCAGCCUGUGGAGGUGACCAAAGAGGUUUUAUUGGACAUGAACAGGACUGAUCUAGUUGAGAGGCUGAUGGGGAAGACUCAGGACUUCAAGAGAAACAUCAGCCUGAACUGCCUCAUCAAGCUGUUCCAAAGUCUGGGGGCUCUGUCAACAAAAGCCCUGUCCCCUUUAGUUUUCAGCCUGGACCUUGGAACAGCCAGCGGAGAUCUGCCAGAGGAUCUCAGACUGAGUCCUGGUUCAUAA